AUGCCAACCACACGUGCUCAAUCAGUCGCAGCACCCGAGCCAGUUAACAACAUGGCACCCCAAUCAGAGGACAAUGUCGAAAUUGAGGCUGGAAGGCAAGAGGCACCUGCUUUGCCAGAAAUUCCAACCCCUACUAUUACUCUUCCAGCUAUUGCUUUUGAAGAGUUGGUUGCGCAGGUAAAGAGCUUACAAGAACAGCUGGCUUUUGCUACCAGACCCAUUGCUAGCCCUGUCAGGCAGCCAAGCGAACCAAUCAACCCUCAACUAGGAUUACACACUAGUCCACCGAUGCACUGGAGAAGAGAUUGCCCUCAACUCAACAACGUUGCCGGGACCGCAGCAGUGCCAAGGCCAAUGACUCAUUUGGCCUAUUGCCCAAGCGGACCAGCCACUCAUCCCAACCGUAUCCCUAUUCAGAAGAAUGUCAGGUGGAAGAAUCUUCCCCCGCCAUCUCCUUCCACCAACACUGUCAUGACUAGACAAGCAGCAAGGAACAGGGACAUGUCCAUCUUACCUGCAGCACAACACACACUCCCUCCUGCAAACGAACCAUUGAUCACUCAGGAUGUUACGCCUGUAGCGCCUGAACCUCAGACAUUACUUGCGCCAAAGAUUGGUACCUCUCAACGCCUCGAGGAACGCCAUCACUUCAAGACGCCAGUCUAUACCCUUGUUCGUUUCAAUGCAGGCGAAGGGACUCUCCAUCGACUUUGCGUCGAUUCCGGGUCAUCUAUUUCCCUCAUGGACGAAGACUUCGCAAACACACACCUCCGAAACUCUCCAAGACAUACUGCUAGUUCGUUCCAAGUCAUGGGUCUUGGAAGGACAUUUGCAAGCUCCUGGAUAGAAGCAGAUAUUCACUUUAUCUCCAAAGAGGGGAAACCUUUCAAUGCCCCUGCUGCUUUCUUCCUGGUACCCAACCUGAAGACGAAAAUACUCCUUGGAAACGACAUGCUUGAAACUUUUGGAGCAUGCAUCGAUCUCCAUGCCAAAACUCUCAAGUUCAACUCUUACGACAGUCUCAUCCCUAUCACUUCUUCAAUAAAUCAGGAUGAAGAAAAGGCAGUCAAGAUCCCUAUCCGUCUCAAAGAGGCAUACAUCAUUCGUGGGGGUCAUCAAGCAAGAGUGCCAGUGAACUUGGAUUCCCACUCUAUCCCUUCAAAUGUUUACCUCGUAGACCCCUGCCGACAAGACAGAAGAUUUGAGAUCGCAAGCUGCAAGCAGACGAGCUACUUGGCCAUGCUGUCUCAGUCAGAAACAGACCCAAAGCGAUAG
Messenger RNA from Filobasidium floriforme, 1275 nucleotides. RefSeq lists its product as uncharacterized. The record is from RefSeq and is a predicted model, not a curated record. Lineage: Eukaryota; Fungi; Basidiomycota; Tremellomycetes; Filobasidiales; Filobasidiaceae. The transcript is spliced from 3 exons. The coding region runs from base 1 to 1275 and encodes 424 amino acids.